Messenger RNA from Oikopleura dioica, 768 nucleotides. Lineage: Eukaryota; Metazoa; Chordata; Appendicularia; Copelata; Oikopleuridae. The record is from the annotation of a GenBank genome assembly.
AUGUUGGAUGUUUUGACAAAACUUCCGGAACAUUUUGGAAUUAAAAAGAAUGGGAAAAGCUCAGACUCUGACGCGCUGGAAAAACUUUGCGCUGAUCUUAUUUCAUCCUCUCCUGCGAAAAUGAUCCAAGUCAUUUGCUCUCUGAAGAAUAUUCUUGCCGACUCGACAUUGAUCUUUCCAGUUUUAUCCGACUUCGUUGGCUUCUGCUCAUCAUACGAAGUCCUUGAAAGAAUAGCUCUAAAUGAGGAAGCUUUCAAGGGCACGAAAAUCGUCAUUUGCCAAAACGAGAUUCCUGUGAGUACGACCAAAAGAGCUCUACAACUUGGAAGAGCAGCUGGAGCAAAGACAAUCUACUCACCCGCGCCUUGCCCGAGCAGGGAAGACUUCGAGACGUUCUCUGAACAGAUCGACUUUCUCAUCGCGAAUCAGACAGAAGCUCUGGAACUAAGUGGAAAAGAAACUAUUGAAGACGCGGCGACAACUCUACAGGAGAAAUACAAACUCAAAAGUGUAAUUGUCACUCUCGGUGGAGACGGAUUUGCCGUCAAAAGCGAAGGAGAGCUGACAUUGCACCCAGUUGUUGAAAAAGUAGACGUGGUCGACACGACCGGCGCUGGAGACUCAUUCGUUGGCGCCUUUUCUUACUCGCUUACCAAGACGCAGAAAACGACGAUCGAACAUGCCAAAUUUGCGUCUAUGGUUGCUUCCCGCUCUACAACAAGAAAGGGAACUCAGAAAUCGUACUUCUGUCUAUCUGAGCUUGAGUGA